AUGACUACUAUUAAAACAAUAAUUUAUCAGUAUGGAGAUAAUACAUUUAAUCUUUUAAAUAUUGAUCAACAACAACAACAACAACAACCACAACAUAUUUAUAAAAAGGAAAUAGAUUUUAAAUUAAGAUUAUUAAGAACUACUUGUGAUUCUAUUGCUUUAUUGUGUGACAGUGGUGAUGAUGAUGAUGAUGAUGAUGAUGAUGGUACUCUUCAUAUUGAUACUAGAACAUCAUUGUUGAAAGGAUCAAAGUGUCUUAGAUUCACUCAUUCACAAUCAAAGGUUAUACUUGUUGCAUCUGGUUACAAUCAUUUAUUAUAUUUAGAUGAAAAAGGAAAAGUAUUUAUUUAUGGAUCAAAUAAUCAUAAUCAAUUGGGUAUUGAUAAAUGUAUAAGUGGUAUUGAAUCAUUUAGAUCCUCAACUGCAAUACUACCAAUACUGCCAAUAUCAAUUGAUUGGUUUAUUAAUCAAUCAAUUGAAAUUGCAUAUUUGUCAUGUGGAAGGAAUCAUUCAAUAUUUAUCGAGAAGCAACAUGGACAUGUUUAUGCAUGUGGUGAUAAUAAAUUUGGUCAAAGUGGUCAAUUGAUCAAUAUUGAACAAUCAAACCAUUCAUCAGCGGUCAAUGUUAUCAAAAAGGUAGAGGGUAUAGAUAAUAUUAUCCUAUCAAGUAGUGGAGAUUUUCAUAAUCUAUUAUUAGAUUCCAAGGGAAAAGUAUAUAGUUUUGGAUUUGGUUUGUAUCAUCAACUUGGACAUGGUAAUACAAAUAAUAUACACUCACCAUCAAUGUUGGUGACAUUGGAUGAAUGUAAUAUAGUCGAUGUUUCAUGUUCGGCAUGGCACAGUUUAGUGUUGACCGAUCAAGGACAUGUAUAUAGUUUUGGAUGGAAUGAGUAUGGUCAAUUGGGUCAUGGAGACAACGAUAGUUGCCCUACACCUACACUUAUCGACUCUUUAUCAGACCUAGAUUUAAUCAUUAAAUCAAUAUCAACUUCAACCUAUAAUUCUUUAUUUAUCGAUCAACAAAAUAGAAUAUUAUAUUGUGGAAAAGACUUGGAUCAAUUAGAUAAAGAUACAAAUACAACAUGUAAACUAUCACCUUUACCAAUAUUUCUACUAAAUUCAUCAUCAUCAUCAUCAUCAUCAGAUGAUAGUACUAUUUCAAGAAAUCAACAACAACAACAAAGGCAACAACAACAAUUACAACAACAACAACAACAACAACAACAACAACAACAACAACAACAACAACAAUUACAACAAGCCAAUAAUAAUUUAUUCAACUCAAAGUUAGGUAAUAUAUCAGAAUUCUUGUCAAAUAUAAAUACUUCUACUGCGACUACUACGACAUCGACUACAUCAACACAACAACAACAACAAUCAUCAAAACAAACUAUAACUAUAGAUGAUGACGAUAAUGUUAUGGUGAUGACGAAAACAACCAAUCAUAAUAAUGUUUUAACCUCGAAAAGGAAUGGUAAUGGUCCAAUUAAUAAUAAUAAUAAUCAAGUUAUUAUUGUUGAAGAUGAUAAUAAUGGUAGUCAGGUUGAUGAAGCAGCUCAAGUAAAAAACGACAAUCAUCAUUUGCAAUCACAAGAAGUAGUUGAUAAUUCAAUUGAAUUGAAUAGUAUGGAUAUUUCUACCGGUUCAACUUCAUGUAAUAUUCGAGACUCUGCAUCGUUACCAUCACCUGUACAACACUUACCAAGUGCAAAUUCAUCAAUGAAUAUUGAAGAUAAUAGUUUUCAUCAAACUCAAGAUAGUCAAAUUGAUAACCAACAAGAUGAAAUUGAUAAAGAAGAACAAGAAGAGGAAGAAGAUGAAGAUGAAGAUGAAGAGGAUGAGGAAGAAGAAGAAGAAGAAGAAGAAGAAGAGAUAAUAGAAAACAGUCAAAGUGAUCAAGAUUUACCUAUUACUUCUACUACAACUACUACAACAAUGACAAAUAUACCAAAUGGAUUAUUUGAUAGUCCACCAAGAAAUGGUGGUGGAAGUUUACAUAAUAGUAAUGGAAGCAUGUCAUCCUUUUUCUCACCAUAUAAUGGAUUUUCAAUGUUUGAUACUGGGUAUCAAGCAUUACAAUUAAUGAACAAUCAACAAUCAUCAUCUCAAUCACAACCAUCACAACCAUCUCUACUACCAAACAAAGAAUCAUCACCACCCAAAGUAAUAUUAGAUAUUGAUCAAUUGGUCAAUUCAAAUCAUCGACCAUCACAUAGAACUAGAUCUCACUUUAAUUUAGAACAUUUAGAUUUUGAUCAAUUAGAUGAAUAUUUUGAAAAUAAUUUACCAUUUGAUAUAAUGGAUGGUCAUAAUACAACUACAAGUGAUAUAGAAAUGAGUAUAGAUGGUGGAAAUGAAGAAUAUAGAAAGUUUUUAAUGGGUUUGAAUGGUCAAGAUUCAUUGAUCAAUGGAACAAGUGCAAACAGUGUUUUACCAAUGCUACCACCUAGUCCCCCACCUCCAUUACCACUACCACACGAUGAUGAUGAAGAUGAUGAAGAUUAUAUACCAGAAGAUGAUGAAGAAGAAGAUGAUGAUGAUGAAGAUCGUGAUAAAACUUUUCUUGAUCAACAACCAAAUGAAAUUGAAGCAUUAAUAGCAGAUUUUAUGGAAAAUGAAGCAAAGGAUAGUGAUAAUAAUGAAAUUAUGAGAGUAUUAUCAACACCAAGUAAAAAUCAGCAACAAACUCUUCCAUUGAUGCCACCAUUGACACCAGGAUCCUCAAUUCAAUCUUUUUUAAUUCCACCUAGCCCCUUUUCAUUCUCAAAGUUACCACUUUUCCCUCCAUCUACUCCUUUAAAUUUAAAUUUAUUUGGUAACGGAAACUUAAACUUUAAUGGUUUAUCUUUUCCCGAUUUGAAUGCACUAUUAUCAUCUCCACCACCACCUUUACCACAACAAUUACCAUUCACUCCAACUUCUACUUCUUCUUCUACUGCGACUACCUUUACUUCAAAUAUGGUGACACCAAAUAUCUCACAUAUAACAACGCCAACAAAAAAACUAUCACCAAAUAAUAAUAAUAAUAAUCAAAUGGUUACAGAUUUUGGACAACCAUUUCAAAUUGAAACUAGUGAUAGUAUAUUUGAUUCAUUUUUACCAACUUCUACGACUACAACAACAACAACUACUUCUACCACUUCUACUACCAAUUCUACUCAACAACUAAACUUUGGAAGUUUAGAUGAUAAUAAUGAAAACUUUGUAAAUAAUAAUAAUAAUAACUUUAAUACUAACUAUGAGUCAAUGUAUGACAACGGCGGUUUUGAUACAAAUAAUGACGACGACUAUAAUAAUAAUAAUAAUAAUAACUUUUCAAACUUUAAUAAUAAUAAUAAUAUUAUCGAUUUUAAUCAACAACUUGAUUUAUUUUCAACAACAUUUUCAAGUCCAAUCAAACAACAAAAUAUGGUUCAAUUGUUUAUAGAUGAAGAACAAAUAACCAUCGUAAAACAACAAUUAUCUUCACAUUAUCAACUCCUUCUUCAAGUAUUACUUAGGAUGCGUGUUGAGGGCCAAAAAUUGGAAGACAAGAAUGAAAAACAUCGUAAAACCAAAGAAAGAAGAGCAAACAAUGCUCACAAAAGACAAAGAAAAGAACCAAAACCACCAAAAACUAGAUUAGCUGGAGAUGAAGUAAUGAGACUUUUAGAAGAAGAUGAUCAACAACAAGACCAACAACAACAAGACCUACAAUCAUUCCCUAGAAGAAAAGAUGAAGAACCAGUAUUUAAUCCAUAUCCACCAUUUAUGGAAUUUUGUAAAAAGUUAUUGGAUGAUAUUUACUUUCAGUACAAAAAACAUAUAGACAAGAAUUAUCUUUCUCAAAUGUUGAUUCAACACAUUGAAUCACCAUCAAAGAUUAUUACACGAUCAAAUAGUCGACGAAAUCAAAUCUCUUCACCCUACUUUGACGAUGAAUGCUUAAAGUUGCAUCCAUACAUUGACGAAUUACUCCAAGAAGAUAAACAUCCACGCGAAGAAUCAAUGGCUGUCAUUAUGAAUAUCUUUGCCGACUUUUUCAAUGCAGAACUCAAUUUUAAAUUUCGUAACCUAAACAAAUUGAAAUUUACACCAAGUGAAGAUUUAUUAUUAAAGUUUGGUCUUGAAACGUAUGGAUACGAUUGGACUAGAAUCAAGACAAACCUAUUACCUACAAAAUCAAUUGGUCAAAUCAUUCAUCGUUUUAAAAAUAGAACUACUGCCUCUUCUGUCGAUAAUAUCUUGAAGGAAUAUUCAAUUAGAUCAAGAUUGAGUCAAGAGGAUAUGGAUUUGGUGCUAAAAGGAGUUACAAAAUAUGGUCAAGAUUGGGAUAGAAUUGCUAAAAAGUUGCCUGGCAAAACUCCCAUCACCAUCAAACAAUUUUUUGACAAAUGGACAAGAAAACAAACAAAAGAAAAAGCUAUUCUUUUGGCUCAAACAAAACCAAAACCUGUUAAAAGAUUAAAUCGAUUUAAACAAUCUUUUAAUAGAAAUUUAUUAUCAAUUGAUGAUAAUGAUACGGUAAAACAAAAAUCAAAUAAUGAAAUGGAUGAUAUGGAUGAUAUGGAUGACGAAAUGGAUGAAGAUGAAAUGGAUGAAGAUGAUGAUUCCUUUGAUGAUGAUGAUUCAUUUGAUAUUGAAAUGAAUCAAGAAAAUCAAAGUCAAAAUCAAAAUCAAAAUCAAAAUAAUUAUCAAGAAGAAGAAGAAGAUCAUUAUAUUCAUCAAGAAAAUCAUAAUAUAAUUAAUACUAAUCCAGAUAUAAAUGAUAAUAAUAAUAAUAAUAAUAAUAAUAAUAAUAAUAAUAAUAAUAAUAUUCAACAUUUAGAAAAUAAUAAUAAUCUGAAUAAUAUUCAAUCACAAUCACAAACGUCUAUAGAAAUAUUAAAAUGGACAAGAGAAGAAGAUAAAAUAAUAUUAAUUACAGUUAAAGAAAAGGGAAUGGUUAGUGAUGAAAUAUGGGAAUGGAUAUCAAUGAACAAGUUGACAAUGAAGAAUAGCUUACAAAUAAAAGAAAGAUAUUUAUUCCUCGUUGAUCUCUUAAGGAGAAGAUCAUAG
Molecule: messenger RNA, 5037 nt
Organism: Cavenderia fasciculata
Lineage: Eukaryota; Evosea; Eumycetozoa; Acytosteliales; Cavenderiaceae
Gene: mybO
Product: putative myb transcription factor
Exons: 5
Coding region: 1-5037 (1678 amino acids)
Source: RefSeq, a predicted model, not a curated record